AAACGGGGCGGGGCACGCGAGCGCGGGGACUGGGGCGCGGAGGGCUCGCGGCGCGGGAUUGGAGGGUGCUGCCGGCGGGUCCGCCGCCGGCUCUUCAGGCGGAGCAGGGAGAGGCGCGCGCCUCUGCGCCGGAGCCCUCACCCAGUCUGCUCCGCCGCGCUCCGCUGCUCCGGGCGGGCACCCUUGGGCAUGAGCGCUUCCCCGACGCUGCCCCCGGGGGGCGAGGAAGAUCUCGAGAAGGCCUGGUCCCCAGCGGUCAACGCCAGCUGCGCCCCGGCCGGGGAGGAGGAGGCGGCGGCGGGGACCGGGGACGCGGGGGCAGCAGGCAUGGUCGCCAUCCAGUGCAUCUACGCGCUGGUGUGCCUGGUGGGCCUGGUGGGCAACGCUCUGGUCAUCUUUGUGAUCCUUCGCUACGCCAAGAUGAAGACGGCCACUAACAUCUACCUGCUUAACCUGGCCAUUGCGGAUGAGCUCUUCAUGCUGAGCGUGCCCUUCGUGGCCUCGUCGGCUGCCCUGCGCCACUGGCCCUUCGGGUCUGUGCUGUGCCGCGCCGUGCUAAGUGUGGAUGGCCUCAACAUGUUCACCAGCGUCUUCUGUCUGACGGUGCUCAGCGUGGACCGCUACAUCGCAGUGGUGCACCCUCUUCGUGCCGCCACCUACCGGAGGCCCAGCGUGGCCAAGCUAAUCAACUUGGGCGUGUGGCUGGCGUCCUUGCUGGUCACCCUGCCCAUUGCCAUCUUCGCAGACACCAGGACGGCUCGGGGUGGCCAGGCGGUGGCUUGCAACCUGCAUUGGCCGCACCCGGCUUGGUCAGCGGUCUUUGUGGUCUAUACUUUCCUGCUGGGCUUUCUGCUGCCCGUUCUGGCCAUAGGCCUGUGCUACUUGCUUAUCGUGGGCAAGAUGCGGGCGGUGGCACUCCGGGCCGGCUGGCAGCAGCGAAGACGCUCGGAAAAGAAGAUCACGCGGCUUGUGCUGAUGGUGGUAGCCGUCUUUGUGCUCUGCUGGAUGCCUUUCUACGUGGUGCAGCUGCUGAACCUGUUUGUGACCAGCCUUGAUGCCACGGUCAACCACGUGUCCCUCAUCCUCAGCUACGCCAACAGCUGUGCCAACCCCAUCCUCUAUGGCUUCCUCUCUGACAACUUCCGCCGUUCUUUCCAGCGGGUUCUCUGCCUGCGCUGCUGCCUCCUGGAUGCCACUGGUGGUGCUGAGGAAGAACCCCUGGACUAUUAUGCCACUGCUCUCAAGAGCAGAGGUGGGGCAGGAUGGAUAUGCCCUCCUCUCCCCUGCCAGCAGGAGCCCUUGCAGCCGGAACCCAGGCGCAAACAGGUCCCCCUCACUGGGACCACCACCUUCUGAAGAACACUUUCACCUCCUCCCCCGCCUGGCCACCUCAAAGGAGUUCGUGCGGUCCUUACAACCCAGGAGACUGCCUGUCCCUGAUGCUCACCUAAGAGCUGCCACCUGUUCCCACCACAGGCACCUUUUUCCAGAAGUCUCCAUGCUAGCCCCAAGAGCAUCAAAGCUCCUUUGCUUUCUCCCAUCCCCAGGACUCUGGGUUUCAGGAGGACACCUCCAUGGGGGUAGGACUCUUCUGAGUGCUGAUCUAUGAUGUUAAUUAUCCUUGGAUCUCUGACUAUUUUCCCAGGGGUGGGAGGCUGGGGCAUGCCAGGGAGGAAUAGCCAUCUGCCUGUGACGUGUGACAGAAUCUCUAUCUCUGCCCAGGAGAGGACUGUCCAGGGGGUGGAGGCAGCCAGUGCCCUUAUCUCUGCAGAUUCUUUGGCUGUGGUGGGGACAUCACAUGUUUGAUACAAAAAGGGAAGAAGGAAGAUGCCUCCAAGCACAUUCCCUUUGCUUCCGUUCCUGGGCUCUUCUCUAACUGAAAUUUAUGCACAAGGGUCUGGGCAACAGUUUGUCAACCCCAUCCCCCCAGUGCCUGCUUGCAGUCAGAAGUGUCCCUCCGGUUGUCUGGGUCUAACAGCAGUCUUCCUGUGAGUAGAAAAGGUUUGGAGAAUCGUAAUGUGGGAUUCGUUAUGUCACAAACUUUAUUAGGUCAGUAAUAAAAAAGCAAGAAA
Lutra lutra (Eurasian river otter) is the source of this 2072-nucleotide messenger RNA. It is a transcript of the gene SSTR4, whose product is annotated as somatostatin receptor 4. The record is from RefSeq and is a predicted model, not a curated record. NCBI's taxonomy places the organism in Eukaryota, Metazoa, Chordata, Mammalia, Carnivora, Mustelidae. The transcript has a single exon. Gene Ontology annotation, biological process: neuropeptide signaling pathway; cellular response to glucocorticoid stimulus. Gene Ontology annotation, molecular function: neuropeptide binding; somatostatin receptor activity. Bases 190 to 1356 code for a protein of 388 amino acids. Gene Ontology annotation, cellular component: neuron projection; membrane.